Messenger RNA from Clonostachys solani, 2982 nucleotides. NCBI's taxonomy places the organism in Eukaryota, Fungi, Ascomycota, Sordariomycetes, Hypocreales, Bionectriaceae. The record is from the annotation of a GenBank genome assembly.
AUGGCGGGCACGGCGAUGCAGCGGUUCCGGGCCAAGGUCUCGGACACCGCCUUGCGCCUGCUGUACUGGUUCAACUCACCGCAGGGCCGCGGCGUGCUCAAGUGCACCAUGGCCUACACCAUCGCCAGUCUGGCCACCUUUGUGACUCCCGUCGCUCAUCUGCUCGGCAAGCCCGGCGGCAAGCAUGUCGUGGCCACCAUCACCGUCUACUUCCACCCCGCCCGGACCACUGGGUCCAUGAUCGAGGCCGUCAUCAUCGCCAUCGUGGCCAUUGCCUAUGCCGAGGUCAUCUGCCUGCUGUCCAUGGCAACCUCGGUGCUCUUUGGUGCCGUGUGGGGGAUGGUCACCUUGGCCCACGUCCUGGUCGUCGUCUUGUUCUUUGGCGGAGCCUUCGGCUUCAUGGGCUGGGUCAAGCAGAAGAUGGAGAACCCUCUGGUCAACGUCGCAAGCACCCUCGCGUCUCUCGCCAUCAUCAGCGUCCUGACCAAGGAGACGGCCGUGAUCGACAACGUCUUCUCCAACCAGAAGAUUGUCCAGGUGCUCCUGAUCCUCCUCAUGGGCAUCGCAUCCACCACCAUGGUCAAUCUCUUCAUUUGGAGAGUUUCUGCUCGGACCCUGCUGCGUACGACCAUGGACAAGGCAUCCACUUCCCUCGGAGACAUGCUGGCCAUGAUUACCAGGGGCUUCAUGACUGGCACCGAGGACGACCCGGCCCUUGCUGAGUACUCGGCAUCAUCCUCCGCGUACCGAACGAAUUACCCUCAGAUGAUGAAGAAUCUCAGGGAGGCCAAGUUUGAGCACUACCUCCUUGGCCACGAAUCAAUCUACGUCGCCGAGAGGGCGCUCGUUAAAUCGAUGGACAAAUUAGCGCAGUCCAUCGGAGCUUUGAGGAGUGCGUCGAGCACGCUGUUUGUUCUUCUCGACAACCCAUACAUCUACGGACAGAUCAACACGGUAAUUAACCAAAUCAACCCGAACUAUCUCAGCCCCAAUGGCGCACCUUCUCGACCUCCGCCAUCACCGAUGUCACCUGUUUCCACCAUACCUAUAUAUUUUAAUAACGAGAGUAGCGACGACGGGGACGACACGGAGCCGGUCUUCAACCCUCCUGACUUUUUCACUUUAUUCAUUACAUCGCUGAAGGAACCAAUGGUCGCGCUCACAGACGAGAUUUGCCACAUCCUCCGGGAGUCGAAAUUCGACCAUGGCAAUGAGCAGAGUCGCGCGAGCGGCCGGCUGAGCGAGAGCAUCGCCGUCUUCAGCAUAGCAAGAACCAACGCGCUGGAGCAACUGUACGAGCACCCGGCACUCCGAGCCCGAGACUCGGCGGCGCACCAGGUCGAGCUCGAGCAGGUCGCAGCAGCCUGCGGGCAUUUCACGUCUAGCAUGCAGGCAUUUGCCGAGGAUGUCCAGGUCCACCUGGAGACGCUGGAGGAUCUGCGCUACGUGGGCGAUCACUGGAGGCUGUCGUGGGAGUGGAUGGUCUGGUGGCGUAAGGGCAGCCUGAGCUCUCUGCGACUCUCCUCGCUGGAGGAGGAAGGGCUCAUCAAGCCGAUUAGGAAACACGCUACGCCGAGGGGAAUCUCGGACUCCAUGGUGCGCAGGAGGGACACCUUUAGUUGGGAGGCCGCUCCCAGCGCGAGCAAGCUGUUGUCGAUUGUUUCGCAAAAGACUCUACGCUUUGUGAGGAAGCUGGCAAGGGACGACAUUCUAUUCGGCCUGAAAGUGGGCAUAGGAGCCUCGCUUUGGGGCAUGCUGGCGUUCCUCGAGAGAACGCGCGAAUACUACCACCACUAUCGUGGCGAAUGGGGUCUGCUGUCAUUCAUGAUUGUGUGCUCCAUGACGGUUGGCGCUUCCAACACUACGGGCGCGUCGCGAUUUGUCGGAACGAUUAUCGGUGCUCUGCUUUCUUUGGCGGCGUGGAACAUCAGCCAGGGCAACCCGGUGAUCCUGGUGUUCCUGGGCUGGCUCGUGAGUUUCCGGAAUUUCUACCUCAUCGUGGCCGCGGGCAAGGCGCCGCUUGGUCGCAUGACCCAGCUCGCGUACAACGUCUCGACUCUGUACGCCUACAGCCUGAGCGCGGGGCUGGACAACGUCGAGGAGGGCGACGACGAGGGCGGCAUCGACCCGGACAUGCUGGAGAUUGUCAAGCAUCGCUGCCUCUCGGUGACGUGCGGGAUCCUGUGGGGUCUGUUCAUCUGCAGGGUCAUGUGGCCCAUCUCGGCGCGGAAGAAGUUCAAGGAGGGCCUCUCGAUGCUGUGCCUCCAGAUGGGGCUGAUCUGGAGGCGUGGCCCCCUCGCCAUCCUGCUCGACAGCGAGGCCACGCGUAGCUAUCUGCGGUCGGGCGAGCAGGAGGCGAUGACGAGGUACGCCGCCCGGCUGGAGAGCCUGCGGCAGUCGGCGUCGCAUGAGUUCGAGCUCCGGGGCCCCUUCCCCUUCGAGGCGUACGGGCGCAUCAUGAGGAGCAUGCGCCGCGUGCUGGACGGCUUCUACGCCAUGGCGCUGGUGACGCAUCGCAGCGGCCACCUCACGCCCGGCGAGAAGGCGCUGCUGGCGUACACGGCCCCCGAGCGUGCCGUGCUGUGCGACCGCAUGUGCCACAUCUUCCAGGUGAUUGCCAGCUCGUCCAUGCUCGAGUACCCGCUCUCGAACGCGGUUCCGAACAUCAUCGCGCUACGGAACAACCUCCUCACCAAGGUGUUCCAGUUCCGAAAGAAACACUCGGCGGAAAUGGCAGGGGUCGGCGGCCCCAGCAGCAGGCCCGGCAGCAUCCGCGACAUCGAGGUCAAGUCCCAGCGCAGCCGCAACAGCGACGACGCCGCCUCCACGGCCAGCCUGGCGACGGUCGAGGAGAGGGACUACGCGCUGCUGUACGCCUACGUCCUGGUGACGGGGCGGGUGGCGGACGAGCUGCGAGUCAUGGAGCGGGAGGUUGAGGGGCUGUAUGGCGUGCUGGACGAGGACACGGUGCUCCUCCAGUAA